AGGAAGAAGAACACUCUGAGGAAGAAAAAGAGGAGGAAGAAGAAGAUAGCCACGACCGAUAACAAGUUGUAGGAGGAGGAGGAAGAAGAAGAUGAAGGAGGAGGAGGAAGAAGAGAAAAACGGGGAGAAGGAGGAGGAGGAGGACAAAGAGGAGAAGGAGGAGGAGGAUGGCGGAUGUGGCAGCAGCAGCCGAUUACACCGUGGAGGAGGAGGAAGGAAAAGGCACGCGUUGAUGUGGCAGCCGCGACCGAUAACGACGCGGAGGAGGUGGAAGAAGAAGAUGAGGAGGAGGAGAAAAAGGAGAAAGAGGAAGAGGAGGAAGAAGAGGAGGAGGAGGAGGAGGAGGAAGAGGAGAAGGAAGAAGAGGAGGAAGAAGAGGAGGAAGAGAAGGAAGAAGAGGAGGAAGACGAGGAGGAGAAGGAAGAGGAGGAGGAGGAAGAGGAGGAUGAGGAAGAGGAGGAGAAGGACGAUGAGGAAACUCAGGGAAGAAUCCGGAAGAUAUAGAAGAAGGAAAGAAAAAAGAAAACACGAAAAACAAAACAAAAGGUGCCCGCUGAC
Molecule: messenger RNA, 558 nt
Organism: Chara braunii
Lineage: Eukaryota; Viridiplantae; Streptophyta; Charophyceae; Charales; Characeae
Source: the annotation of a GenBank genome assembly